Dufourea novaeangliae is the source of this 3265-nucleotide messenger RNA. RefSeq names its product discoidin domain-containing receptor 2-like. Bases 1 to 2922 code for a protein of 973 amino acids. Lineage: Eukaryota; Metazoa; Arthropoda; Insecta; Hymenoptera; Halictidae. Gene Ontology annotation, molecular function: ATP binding; protein tyrosine kinase collagen receptor activity; collagen binding. Gene Ontology annotation, cellular component: signaling receptor complex. The transcript is spliced from 14 exons. Gene Ontology annotation, biological process: positive regulation of kinase activity; multicellular organism development; protein phosphorylation. The record is from RefSeq and is a predicted model, not a curated record.
AUGCGCCGGGCGCUGCUGACCGUCAUCACGGCGGUGGUGUUGGUCGUCGCAUCGUCUCCGCCCACGGAGGAUACAACGAGAAACGUUUUCGGUCAAUGCAUUCUUCCGUUGGGCAUGGAAGAGGGAAAGAUUCCGGACGACGCGAUCACAGCGUCUUCCAGUUACGAGACUAAAUCGGUGGGCCCGCAGAACGCGAGAAUACGACAGGAGAAGAAUGGCGGUGCAUGGUGUCCGAAGGCGCAGAUCAGCAACGCGAUACGGGAGUAUCUGGAGAUCGACCUUACGAGAUACCAUCUGAUCACGUGGACCGAAACACAAGGACGGUUCGGCAACGGUCAGGGACAAGAAUACGCGGAGGCGUUCUUUCUCGAGUACUGGCGCGACACCAAAUGGCAUCAGUACAAGAAUUUGAAGGGUGACAGAGUACUCCGUGGAAACAGCAACACCUACCUGGUGGAGAAACAAAAGCUGGAUUUGCCAUUUGUCGCGAGCAGAGUGCGAUUCGUUCCGUACAGUCAACAUCCUCGUACGGUGUGCAUGCGAGUCGAAAUUUAUGGAUGCCUGUGGGAACAGAACGUUGCUAGGUACACAGCCCCGCAGGGCGCGCGUAUCGGUCCGGGGGGAUGCAGCGUUCAAGAUUCCUCGUACGAUGGUAUCGAGCUCGAGACCGAUUCGAUGCUCGUCAACGGUUUAGGCCAGCUGACGGACGGAAUUUUAGGGCAGAUUUCGGAAAUUUUGUCCUCCAACCCGUCUAACACGAACUGGGUAGGUUGGUCCGAUCGCGACGCCGUUCAGUUGGUCUUUGAGUUUCAAGAAUUACGGAUAUUCGAGAAUUGUUCGAUCCACACGGUCCGUUUGCCGGAACUGGGAGUCCAGAUGUAUUCAAGGGUACGCAUUUGGUUUUCCGUCGACGGUGAAAAUUACGAAACGACACCGGAAAUAUCGGAGACGAUGUCGAUCGAUGACAACCUUAGCACCGGUGUCGUUUUCUCGACGUCGAUCAUGUUACAGUCGAGAAUCGGGAGAUUCGUGAAAGUGGAAUUGAGUCUUGCCGCCAAAUGGUUACUCCUCAGCGAGAUCACUUUCUAUACGGUCUCAGGUAUCAAGAAUCCCUCGAUCAAUUCUUACCGAUCGGUCGAUCGAUCGUUCACCGAGGAACGAAAUCGAAGCGAAUUAUGGACGAAGUCGGACGACACGAUGUCAGUCUUCAACGAGACGGACGUGUACGAAAUUCUCAAAGACGACGGUUCCACGCCGGACGCGUUUCCCGUCGGGACCUCGCAGACAUACGUCGGUCUUGUCAGCGGAUUGCUGACGGUGUUCGUUCUCUCCUUAACCUGUACAGCGUUCCUGAUCAAACAGAGGGGCCGCAACAAAGUGGCCCUGUUGCAAAAGCACACCGCCCUCCUCUGCGACUCGUCCGCGGCUGGUAUCGCAAUCAGCCCAAAGGACGUCAAGCUUCACAAUUCGAUAGUGAACGGGCUGUCCCUUAUUCGCAAACCGAUUACCAGUCGAACGAUGCCCACUACCGGUCACGUGUCCGCCACAGCUGCCGCCACUGUCGUAAGAGCGGACUCGAUUGAUAACAUAACUGCUCAACCGGAUCGACCGCACCGUCCGCGCAUCAAUUCUCAACCCACUUCUAUACCGAAUCGUCGCUCUUCGACAGUUUACGAAAGGACGUAUAAGCUGUUCUCCGAGGAAGGUGUCAUUCACGCGGAUACGAACCCGUCUACGAGCGUAACUGAUUUCAGAUGUACAGCCAACUUUGCAAAAAACACCACCACAGAAUAUGCGCCGCCGGUUACAGCGCUCACGUCCAAAAAAACAACGCACAACUGUCUAACGGGAAACACAAUUUCAAAAGUGCACGAAGGAUAUUACGCCGCAACGGAUAUUUUCACGAUUAAGAGGCGAGGAGAGAUGUCGAUCCUGAGUCCAUUCACACCAUUACAUAUCCGUGACAAAGGCGUACGUAUACCGCGUACCCUUGACGCGUACAACGUUCCACGUAUCUCCAGACACAGAUUAAGGAUUCUUGAUGUGCUCGGCGAGGGAAGCUUCGGCUUGGUACACCUAUGCGAGGCGAAAGACAUUGUAAACACGGACAUGGGAUCUAUCCAAAAUAGGCAGACCGUGAUCGUUAGAUCUCUCUGGCGGGGCGUCGUGGAUUCCUUGAGGAUCGAUUUUACGAAAGACAUGCGAGUUCUGGCGACGCUCAGAGAUCCGAACAUGACGAAAAUGCUCGCGUUGGUGGAGGAAGAACCGUUCGGAGCCGUGUUCGAAUACAGCGAACUCGGGGAUCUUCCUACGUUUUUGGAAAGCCGCGAAAAACUCGGCAACGAAGCAGCUGUCAGCUACGGCGAUCGUGUAAAUUUCGUCCGGCAAAUUGCAUCCGGCAUGAAGUAUCUCGAGUCCAUAAACAUUCCGCACUCCGAUUUGGCGGCAAGGAACUGCAUCGUAGGACACAAUCUGGAGGUUAAGGUAUCUGAUCACGCGAUCUAUUGCAGCAAGUACGACCACCAUUAUUACGUCGACGCGUACAACACAAAAAUUCCACUUCGUUGGAUGGCUUGGGAAGCGGUUAUACUGAGUACACGCAGUUGCCAGGCGGACGUUUGGUCGUUCGCCGUGACAAUUUGGGAAAUUUUCACGAACUGCGAGGAUACACCGUACUCGGAUUUAACGGCUGAACAGGUCGUCGAGAAUUGCAGUCGUUGGUGUCAAAGAGAAGCGUGGAUCGGAAACGGAAUCGAUCAUGGCCACAACGACGAGAAACAUCAGCCUCGAGUUCUGUCGAGGCCGGACCUUUGCUCGGACGAUCUCUAUCGGGUGAUGAACAAAUGCUGGAGCAAACGAAUCGAAGAUAGACCCACCUUCGAGGAUAUUUAUUUUUAUCUCGAGAGAAUGGCGAUCGUCUGAAUGUUCGGGAUACUCGGUCGAAUAGCACGGACCAAAUUGGCUACAAUCAGUUAAGAUGCAUCCUGUCUCGUGUACGUGAAUCUAUCUUUUUUACGCUCGUGUUUAGGUUAGAUCCCUUUCUCUCUCUCUCUCUCUUGAACUGUUCCCCUUCUUAUGGACUAUAGACCAAACGCGAUGCAAAUCCUCAUCCACACCUCUCCCCCGCCAAUCCUAUAAAUCCACUCUUCCUAUUUCGAUUACGUGGGAUCUCAGAUUUCACGAAAUCACUGUACAAAUCGAUGCGUCGCUCCCAGGAUGCUCUAGCCAUCAACUCGUAAUGCUCAACUAGGUUUACUCGAAUCGA